This is a messenger RNA of Dermacentor andersoni, 4865 nucleotides long. RefSeq names its product succinate dehydrogenase cytochrome b560 subunit, mitochondrial-like. Gene Ontology annotation, biological process: mitochondrial electron transport, succinate to ubiquinone; tricarboxylic acid cycle. NCBI's taxonomy places the organism in Eukaryota, Metazoa, Arthropoda, Arachnida, Ixodida, Ixodidae. Gene Ontology annotation, molecular function: electron transfer activity. Gene Ontology annotation, cellular component: respiratory chain complex II (succinate dehydrogenase); membrane. The record is from RefSeq and is a predicted model, not a curated record.
UCAUGUCGAGCCGAUCCAAUCCAACAAUCUCCUUCGGGCGGCCGUCUGUUUCUGCUAGUUUCUGCAACUUUGGUUUCUGCGAACUUCUCAUCCAGCUUUUAAUACUUCAUUUAGCUGUGACUAUCAUCUUAUCAUGGCGUACGCAGUGAGGUUCGCCAACAAAACAAGUGCUGUGUCACUUCUGAGACCAGUGACAGCUUUGCCCACUGCAUGUCUUGCGCCCAUGUCAGCAAUGAGUCCCAAGCAGGCAGAAGCAACAGAACACUUUUUCAAAAAGAACAAGUCACUCGAGAGGCCUUUGUCUCCUCACCUGAGCAUUUAUGCGCCGCAAAUGUCAUGGGUGCCUUCACUGAUACACAGGACAACUGGCAUUGGCAUGACAAUGUGCCUGUAUGGAAUAGGUGCGAUGCCAUUUGUAUGCUCACACCAGUUCCCACACUAUGUGGAGGCCCUGCAGGCCAUGCACAUCUCACCCAUCCUCACUUUCCCAGUGAAGCUUGGCCUGGCCUUUGCCCUCUGCUACCACACUUUCAAUGGCAUACGCCACCUGGCCUGGGAUUUGGGUCUUGGCUUCAGCCUCAAGGAGCUCUACGCAACAGGCUAUCUUAUCAUAGGCGUCAGUUUGGUGGCAGCAGUGGUUUUGGCCCUCAAGUAGACCUGCCUUAUGCCUGGACUGGAGCACCUAGGGUCAAGGUGAUGAAUUUGCCCAGUGACAUGCACACUUUAACACUCUUAAUGUGCUUGGUCAGGAUCUCUGGGAGUGUUAGUACAAUAUCUAUGACAUAUGUGUUUCUAAUACCCCUGUCAGAUUGGAAAAUUUAAUGGCAUUCAAUACAUAAAAACGUUGCAAUUUUGCUCAAAAGGUGUAGCAUUAUUAGUGAUUGGUAAAGUGAUUAGACAGCUACACAAAGUAAGGUUCAUAUUUUUAUUGGCCAUAUAAAUUGCAGUAAACAUUCACUCAACUAAUUAAAUUAACAAGCAUGGUGUCAUGCAUGCACAGGCAAACAUGAACAGAUCUCACUCAAUGACCAUGAGCAGUCGCUAUCGCAAUGCUACAGUAAUGAAAACACUUGCUUCACUGCACCUCUAAACCUUGAGAUUACGGGACCUCCAACAUUAGGCACAUGGAAAGACAGUGCGCAUGAAGCCACCAGCAUCUCGGCUCAUAUUUAGUUUUUGCAGCUGCCGCAGAUUACCGUAUUUACUCAAUUCUCUUACUCAAUGCCCUCGAUUGUAAAUGGCACCUGCCGCUUGCCAUGACCUAAAAAAAUAAAAAAGAAGAAAAGUCCUUUACAGUAUUGUGCACCUAAUUCUUUCAUACAGGAAAACAACUUCCUCUCAUUUGAAAAAACAAAGAUUUACUCCCAGUACACUAAAGUUGCGAUAAUUAAAGAAAGUCGCAGUUUCGGCCAAAAUGCAAAGCAUCGAUUACGAUAGCAAAUUAGUAGACAGUUAUACAAAAAGUAAGGAUAGUAGUUUUAUCUGCCAUAUAAACUUUUAAACAUUUGCUUACGAACUAAAUUGCCAAGCAUGGUGUCACGUGCACACAAGCAAACAUGAACACGUCUCACGCAAUGAUUGCGGGAACUCUAUCAAAGCGCUAGAGUGGGGAAGUGUGGUAGCGGGAGCUAGCGAAUUGACCUUUGUGCGGUCUCUCCCUUCAACGCGAACUAACCGAUGAGAACACAGCACAGUGCGCCUAGAUGAGUAGACUCUGUCUCCAUCACAGAUCGCUUUCAAGAUAGGGACGUAGGAGCCGUCGGAGUAUAAAGCUUCUCCUGCUUGCGUUAGAUUCGAGUAAAUACGCUACUUUCAAGAUAAGGUGCAUGGGCUGCAUAUGCACUCAACUGUGCAAAGAGCCAUGCACAGCCUGCCUAAAAGAGGAGAUGCACGCCCUCCUCUUCUAAUGCAUGCAUGAUCGCGUGGCCUCCAUCAUUGGGAGUGUGGGAAGACAGCGUGCAUUAAGCCACCAUGUUUCUUGGCUCACCCUCGCAUGCUUUUCCUUGCACUCACAGCAUACGGCACACAGGGCGCGGUAGGAUUUUAUCGCUCUUGGACUUUCUAUAGAACAUUGUGGCAAUGGCAAAAGUUCCCCUAGAGUGUCCAUAUUUGCUAUAGAAAUAGUAACUUUAGUAAUCAAUUGUAGACAAGCAAGGGAUGUCAAAAUGUUCCCCUGUCAAAGUGUUGGCUCCAGCAACAUCGUUCUUCGACCAUUAUAGAUAAAUAAUAGUCUCCAUGUGAUCCUCUGUCUUGUUUGGCAAUCAAAUAACAUUGAGCUCCUGGAACGUCACGUGGCAAGAUUUAAUACCAGUUGCUUAAUAUGGUGAGAGCAAUGCAUGAAAGAAUAAAAUGCUGGAAAAAUGCCCCCAUGUGUGUGCAAAAGGUUCCUCUUUAUUAAAAUUAAUUUAGGUAUUUAUGUUACUCGCUGUAGUACCUCAGUGGCUGUGGUGUUGUGCUGCUUAGCGCAAGGUCACAAGUUUGAUUUUGGCCGCAGCGGCCGCAUUUUGAUGGGAGUGGAAUGCAAAAAUGCUCAUGUACGGCAUGCCUCAUAAUCAGGUCAAGACUAGAGCCAGGUAUGAAUCAAAUUAGUUAAUUUAUCACUGAAACCAUGGGGCACAUCUGGUAGCACAAUGAAUGCACAGGUACACUGUCUCUUGCUUAUGAGAUCAAAUGCAUCACAAUUUUGUAUCUUACAAAAUAUAGACCAUUGCUAUUAAAUUCGUAAAUAUUAAUUCUGUUGUGCUGUUUUUGCUGAUCCUGUACGUUUCUUGGCGCUUUUUGGUGGUGAGCAUUCACAUGUUCUGCAACAUAUUUGAAUGAGUUUCCUGAACUCAUUGCAAAUGAUUGCAAGCGAUCACAUAUGUCACUUUCAUCUAUCGACAUUAAAUAUUCCCACGUAGCAACAAACUAGUGACAUAUACAGUUGUCAUUUGGUGCAAAUGCAUUACAUUUUCUUGUGUGGCAGGGGUAUUAUUGAACUGUAUCAUGCCUUUACUGACCCAAGCUUUGUUGUUUACUUUAGCCAUGCACAGUAAAAGGAAGUGCCUUGAUGUGCAUCUAUGUUUUCUCCUAGUGUGUCUGUACCAUCUUUUGUCAAUUUACUAAGGUGGAGGAAAUUGUGUUCAUGAGGCUGCAUGCCAAGGUGGCCUCUACACCGGCUACCAUAUCUAUUGGGAAUUGGCCACACCUUCCACAAGAUGCAGCAUGCACAAACUGUCCCUUUCCAGUGAUGAAAGCAGACGCCUGCCACUUAGUAUGAAAUUGUCCACCUUUACAACCGGAAUGCUCCCAUCUCCUGCACGUUGGCCUCUGCUGCAGCGCUAUGUCUAGCUACGAUGUCUGGAUGUACAAAAGCAGAUACCACAAAACACUUCCUUAAAUUCAUGGACUUCAUGAACAACACAGGUCUUACAGAGAACGUAUAACACCUAUCAGACAAUAUGCUUUAGAGACAAGCCUUCAUUGAAAAAUUUUUAAAAUAUCUUGCACAUCUCCCAACUGUUAUCAGUUUAUUGUAAGAUGCCCAAUUUUUAGGCUGUUAUCAGUUGUAACGACACCAAUAAUUUUACUAAUUUUGAUUUGCAUACAGUUUAGGGCAAAACUAACUUCGAAAGAAUGAAAUGCGGUUGCCCACAGAUUUUUCUGACCCUUAUUGUUCAUACCUGCCGGCACCAUAGCCACUCACUUCAUAGGAAUGAGAAUAGUGCAGUCAGUCUGUCAACGUUACAUGAUUACCUUAUCAAUAAAUAUCAUGGAUAUUUCUGCAUAUCUGUGGCUCAUAUAAAUUUAACUACAACUAUAUAGAGCUGAAAGGUGCCUUUUCACAGAAUCUGUUUUUUCAUUGUUGUUGAAGCAUGAUUUUUGUUUUUUGUAGAAAGCUUACUCUAAACUCAUGCUGUCCGAGGUACACAUACACACUUUAUUAACAAUCAUUUACCUAUAGACACAGAUAACAAGCAGCAGCAAACUUGCAACAGCAGAUACUAACUAGGAAAACAUUGCUUUUAGAUCAUGGUAACUUUUUCAGUGAAUCUGAUGUUUUUGCUGUUGCUUUAGGAACUUGUCUGUAUAAUCAUUCACGAAGCAAGUACUCCUUGGUGUCCUUUCACUAUAAGACUUUCAAUGGAAAGUUCAAAGAGCAAUGAGCAAAAUAUUUUCAACAGAAUUUAUUUUUUAUAAAACUUCAUGCAGCCUCUGUAAAAUCGUGAAAUGCACGCAGAUUUGUAAACAUUAUGAAAACUCUGGGUGGGCCGGCAGGUAUGGAGUUGUUGCUUUUGUCAUUCUUACUCUGUGCUCAAAGCCAUUACCAGUUCAAACAAAUAGGCACCGUCAAGCUCUGAACCGCUAAGGGCCAGUGUUACCAUCGCUUCCAUUACUGUUGCUGCUGUCAAUUCCAUCAAACAGUGGCUGUGUUGUCAUCCUGUCAUCCUCACCACUUUCCCCUUCUGCCUGAUUGAGUUUCGCUCGUGCAAGGACACCUCCAGCAACCACCAACCACACUGCUGUGUAGCUCAUGUAUGCUAUUGCAUGCAAUGCUGUAGUUUGAGAAGUCUGUGGAUGUUGUGGACGAAGUUAACACAAAGUUAUGUUACCGUUGUUAUUUGUUGCUAGUGCAGCUGAACGAAAUGUGGGAAGAAGCGACAGAGCCUACGUGUGUAGACAUAUGCAAAGUCAGCAACAUUUUUAUAGAGAGAGUUAAUUAAAACAACAUGCGGCAGCAUUAAGGUCCUAGUGUCUAUCCCAUUCCUUGUUGUAAACCUGUUUUGUGUGCAUACGUAUGGGAGGUGUUGCUCAUUUUGGUGGCUUGUAUUAAAGCGCGAAUUGUGUAGCACUUAUAAAUAAAGAUAUAAUGAUGUGCAAAUUUA